GCAUCACCUCCUCUACAAAAUGUCAAAUGUGUUGGUAUACUCUGGUACUGGAGUAUCAGCUUCAGCUUUAUCACAUACGCUAAGAACAUUGCGUACUCUGUUACCUUCCUAUGAUGUUCAGUGCAUCAACGCUCAAUCACUGGCUGUCGAUCCAUGGAUACAGUCUACUUCAUUAUUGGUAAUCCCAGGCGGAAGGGAUCUACCGUAUGUUGAUCAACUGGCCCAACAUCAUAGACUGCCAAAUUCUACAACCUCCUCAAGAGCUGAUGCAAGGAUACGACAAUAUAUCGAACAACAUGGAGGAUCAUUCGUGGGAAUUUGUGCAGGUGCCUACUACGCAAGCUCAACAUGCGAAUUCGAACGAGGCGAUCGCGUGAUGCAGGUUGUGGGUGAUCGGCCUGCACUACAGUUCUACCCAGGAACAUGCAGUGGAACAGCAUAUCCAGGCUUCGUCUAUGAAAGCGAUCAAGGUGCCAGGCUGAUCGAUGUUGCAAUGGAAGGACAGUGUGAAGCAGAGAAACAAUGGACAACAUACUACAACGGAGGUGGUGCAUUCAUCAAUGCUGAGCAGUUCAAACAACAAGGUGUAGAGAUACUGGGAAGAUACGUCAGUGAUCGAAAUGCAUCCAAUGCAAGCUCAGACGUACAACAGCACAGGCUGAAACCGGAAUAUGAAGGUCAAGCGGCGAUCGUUUUCUGCAGAAAGGGAAAUGGCAAAGCUAUCCUGUAUGGCACACAUCCAGAGUUUCCUGUUUCCAUUCAAGAGAAACCUACACAAGAGACAGGUGCUCCAGAAGCUUUGCCAGAGAAAGCUCAAGCGGCAUCUGUUGCUGCAACAUUGCAGGAGCUAGAGAUAAAGAGGCUGUAUCAAUUCGGGAAGCAACUGCAAUUACUUGGCUUGGAAGUCAAGCUUCCUGAAUUCCCCUCAACCGCAUCUGUGCAAUCGGAGCAGCCCAAACUCACACCUCUGGUACUGGUCACUCGAGCAAUACAGCAAGCACAGUCUAUUAUCUCGUCUCUGCAGCCGGCUUCGAUCUCAUUUAACAAAGCAGCAUCGUUAGCAGGAUCACCUGAAUCUGGCCUCUUGAUUUCUGUCUCGGAUACGAAUGAUGUGGUACACUUUUACGAUUCUUCAAGUUCUUCAACAUUGAGUGAAAUCUGUUCGCGAGCGGAUUAUACGCCAUACAUGACCCCGGUUGUCUCGCAAACAUCCGAUGAAGCCAGAGCCGGUCAAAGCUCUCAACCUGAAAUGGAAGUGGAUCUGCAAAAGGUGCCAAAGUAUGUCAUCGUUUCUACUUCUCCCGAAACGGAUUCCGACAAACGCUUAUUACCUCACUGGAAUCCACAAUUUUUCCUUAGCUAUUUGGACUCAUCGCGGCAGAUCAUCGAAAGACAGAUACGAGAACGAUGGGUACUUGGAACGUCUGGCGGAGGUGUAUGGAAUAGCACAAAUGAGCCUGUCGUCCUUGCUGAUGCACAUACGUAUACAUUUGUCGUCACGAGUACGCAAACGAUGCUUGACAAAAACUACAAACUUUUGACUCGGCUGCCAAAUGGAUUGACUUCAUUUGCUACCCAUCAAGUCUCAGGUCGUGGUCGUGGAAAGAAUGCAUGGAUUUCUCCUCUUGGGUGUUUGCAAUUUUCAACUUUGCUACAUGUUCCCACACCACAAAAGACAUUCUGGCAUGCUGGCAUGGGAGCUAUCGUAUUUGUACAAUAUUUGGCUGGUUUGGCAAUUGUUGAAAGCGUUAGGAGUGGGGCUCUUGGUCAAGAGUAUGCACAAGCGAUCGGGAACAAAAUUCGUAUCAAAUGGCCGAAUGAUGUGUAUGCACAAGUCGGUGAUGAGAGAAAAGGAACGUUCGUCUAUCGGAACAAAACAUAUGCCAAAAUGGCUGGUGUCUUGGUCAAUAGUCAAUUUGCUGGAUCUGAUUUGGCUCUGGUGGUUGGAUGUGGAAUCAACACUCUCAACGCAAGGCCGACAACAUCUUUGUCUGAUUUGAUCGAAGCAUACAAUCUAACUCAUCCAGAUCAAAAACCUCUCGAGAUCGUGUCUCAAGAACGAUUUGCGGGAGCAAUCCUGGCUACGUUUGAAAGGAUGUGGAAUACUUUCUUGAGAUAUGGCGGAAGCUUUGUACCCUUUAUUGAAGCAUACCGAAGAGCUUGGUUGCAUUCUGAUCAAGAAACACUGUUGAGCGAUACCGUUCCUCCCACUCGGGCUCGAAUCGUUGGAAUCACUUCCGACCAUGGUUUAUUGCGUUGUGUGCCGGUACAUGCGGACGGAACAACGUCUUUUGGUCAGGUAAAUGCCGAUAGCGAACUAGCAUGGGGAUCUGCUACUUCUACCGGACAAUUUAUCGAUCUGCAGCCAGACGGCAAUAGCUUUGAUAUGCUGCAAAACCUUAUCAGACGAAAAGAGUGAUUCUCACGAAGAACGCUUUUAGUAAUACAUGUUUCAUUUCAUGCUGUAAUAGUAUACGUAGAUUAUUUAAUAAGAUAAUCAUGAAAAUAUAGUGCAAAAAGUUUCUCUAAAAGGUAACAUCCCUAAGCAACUAGAGAUGCUAGCAAAGCAACUGGGUCCACGACAUCGUACAAAUGCGGGUCUUGUCCACGGUGAUGAUUGGCAGAAGCUGCUGCGGCUGCCGCGAUGGCACUGUUAAUCGCUUGAGCAUU
Meira miltonrushii is the source of this 2670-nucleotide messenger RNA. Its product is annotated as class II aaRS and biotin synthetase. The coding region runs from base 20 to 2419 and encodes 799 amino acids. The record is from RefSeq and is a predicted model, not a curated record. NCBI's taxonomy places the organism in Eukaryota, Fungi, Basidiomycota, Exobasidiomycetes, Exobasidiales, Brachybasidiaceae. Gene Ontology annotation, molecular function: biotin--[biotin carboxyl-carrier protein] ligase activity. Gene Ontology annotation, biological process: protein modification process. The transcript has a single exon. Gene Ontology annotation, cellular component: cytoplasm.